GCGGGGGGGGGAAGAGGAGAGGACACGGAGAAAAGAAGUAGCUUUAAUUAAAACACCAAAGUGACUUUUCCAAACAACCUUUUGGAGUAAUUUCAAGCGUUUUAACAUUUUCAAACUCACUUGCAAAUGUUCUGAUAGCAGAUAGUGUCACAUGGAGGCUAUUGUAAAGAACGUGGAGCGGACCACGGAGCUACUCGCUGUGUCGCAGACAGAGACGGUGCAGCAGUGGGACAAACAGACCCUGGACAGAGCCUUCCAAUGGACUCAGUACUGCCAACACGUCUACACAAGGUUCCAUGCAAAUCCGACCGUCAGGGACAUCUUGGAAAAACAACUACAGGUGACAAACGAACAUUUACGAACAACUUUUCAUGGGUAUACGGACAUCACGUUUUCUGACCUGUCGCAGUGUCAACACUUGCUGCUCGUGGGGUUACUAAACAACGCCGCUGUUCCGAGCUCAGUCGUCAAACUACUUUUCGACACUAUAACUGUUGGAGGUAAAUAUAAGGACGCCACCGGUCAUUGCACUGAACUCGUAGAAGUGAAAUCAGCAUGUAAAGUCUUAAGCGCCAUUCAUUUGAAACGCAGUACGUCCUUUCCCGGUCCCGAUGCUGACGUGUUAGGCAUGACACUGAUGGAGAUGUUGGAUAUUCUGCUCUCUCCAGCUACUGGCGGGUCCAAGGUGGGCCUCGCAGAGAAGUUAUUGGACAACAUCUUACAAACCUGUGGUGAAAAUGAAAACUUCUCAGGGGUCGUUGCUGCUGCUCUCCUGUCAAGGAAAAACGACACAACGGCAACAACAAAAAUGGCUUCAGAAGGAGUUUCAUUCCACUUUAUCCUGGAUUGGCUGCAGCAACACCACAGUUUACUCCAUAAUAUGUGUUCCACGUUGCCUAUUGGUCUUUUGAUGGACCUCUACCAGCAGUCUGUGAGGUUUAGAGUGACCUACGGUGACAUGUUGAAGCAAUGGGGUUCACAGUUGGAGUAUGACGUGGGAGAAGGAGAGUGGGUUCAAAUCUAUACCACCAACGGGGUGUCGUUCAAGACACUGUCUGACCAUUAUAGGUCGUUGCUAGGGGCUUGUCCGUCAACAAAGGAGGACGUUGAGAGAGAGCUGACAGAACUGAAGGUUGCCGAUGGGGACUUUGAUGUUAGAGGUCUGAGUGUUUGGGGUGACCUCCUCUCUGAGCUGAACAAGGUCUGAGUGUUUGGGGUGACCACCUCUCUGAGCUGAACAAGGUCUGAGUGUUUGGGGUGACCUCCUCUCUGAGCUGAACAAGGUCUGAGUGUUUGGGGUGACCACCUCUCUGAGCUGAACAAGGUCUGAGUGUUUGGGGUGACCUCCUCUUUGAGCUGAACAAGGUCUGAGUGUUUGGGGUGACCUCUUCUCUGAGCUGAACAAGGUCUGAGUGUUUGGGGUGACCUCCUCUUUGAGCUGAACAAGGUCUGAGUGUUUGGGGUGACCACCUCUCUGAGCUGAACAAGGUCUGAGUGUUUGGGGUGACCUCUUCUCUGAGCUGAACAAGGUCUGAGUGUUUGGGGUGACCUCCUCUCUGAGCUGAACAAGGUCUGAGUGUUUGGGGUGACCUCCUCUCUGAGCUGAACAAGGUCUGAGUGUUUGGGGUGACCUCCUCUCUGAGCUGAACAAGGUCUGAGUGUUUGGGGUGACCACCUCUCUGAGCUGAACAAGGUCUGAGUGUUAGGGGUGACCUCCUCUCUGAGCUGAACAAGGUCUGAGUGUUUGGGGUGACCUCCUCUCUGAGCUGAACAAGGUCUGAGUGUUUGGGGUGACCUCCUCUCUGAGCUGAACAAGGUCUGAGUGUUUGGGGUGACCUCCUCUCUGAGCUGAACAAGGUCUGAGUGUUUGGGGUGACCUCCUCUCUGAGCUGAACAAGGUCUGAGUGUUUGGGGUGACCUCCUCUCUGAGCUGAACAAGGUCUGAGUGUUUGGGGUGACCUCCUCUCUGAGCUGAACAAGGUCUGAGUGUUUGGGGUGACCUCCUCUCUGA
Messenger RNA from Oncorhynchus masou masou (cherry salmon), 2011 nucleotides. RefSeq names its product Fanconi anemia group F protein-like. Lineage: Eukaryota; Metazoa; Chordata; Actinopteri; Salmoniformes; Salmonidae. Bases 152 to 1207 code for a protein of 351 amino acids. Gene Ontology annotation, biological process: interstrand cross-link repair. The record is from RefSeq and is a predicted model, not a curated record. The transcript has a single exon. Gene Ontology annotation, cellular component: Fanconi anaemia nuclear complex.